CCGGGGGGCAGUCCCUCAGGCUCCUCCCACCCAGGCCCCACCUCCCUGGUGCUCCUGGAGCGUUUCGCAGACAGGCCGGUUCAUUCAUGAAAAGCGUGACGCGAGCAGCGCACAGCCCGGCGGACACCCACUCGGUCCUCGGCCGCAGCCGGCUUCAGUUGGAGGAAUCUCCCGUGUGCUCUUCCACGGCUCCUCCUCCUCCUCCUGCAUCGCCGCCCCUUGGCCAGUGUUGUGGUUCCCUCCUGUCCCCCCUCCCCCCUUCCCCCCCCCUCCUUCGUCUGCCGGUGCUGAAGACGGAGGAGCGCACAGCCGGGCUUCUUCAGCUGUGUCCCCAGCUGAGCCUAGACAGGAGCCUGUUUUAGGAAGAGCCCUGUUUGUUCCCUUCCCUCCCCUCUGCGUGGGUGACCCACCUACAUGCACGGCACCAUGGGUAGCUCCCCCGAGGUGCUUUCCUGGACCUCCUGCCCUAGCCUGCUUGUGGGAAAGCUGAAGGAGGAGCUCAAGCUGUCUGUGGUUGGGGAUGCCAUGAAGAAGAACAGCUCCAACAUUGGCCCUCAGCCUCCACCUCCACCCCCGCCGCCCCCACAGAUCAUCACGGACCUUGCUCCUCCAGCACCUCCCCAGCCCCCAGGGCCAGACGAAGACAUGGUGCUUGGUGGCGGGAGUCCUCACGGCACAGCACUCAGCGAAGACUCCUCUCGCGAGCAGAGGCACUUUGACAACAGCGUGCUGCAGCUGCAGGAACAGGAGGAUGGGGAGUCACCCAGAGGCGGGUGUGGCAGCAGGGCAGAUGACGGGUCUGGCGGGGGUGCGCAUCACCAAGCUCAUGAUGACAUCAAACUGCAUUUUCAAAGAGCAGGAAACGGUUCGGGGGGCUUCCUGGAGGGGCUCUUUGGCUGUUUGCGGCCUGUUUGGAAUAUCAUUGGGAAGACGUAUUCCACGGACUACAAACUGCAGCAGCAAGACACGUGGGAGGUUCCGUUCGAGGAGAUCUCGGAGCUUCAGUGGCUUGGCAGCGGGGCACAGGGCGCCGUAUUUCUGGGCAAGUUUCGCUCCGAAGAGGUGGCCAUCAAGAAGGUACGCGAGCAGAAGGAGACGGAUAUCAAGCACCUGCGCAAGCUGAAGCAUCCCAACAUCAUUGGCUUCAAGGCUGUGUGCACCCAGGCCCCCUGCUACUGCAUCAUCAUGGAGUACUGUGCUCAGGGCCAGCUGUACGAGGUGUUGAGGGCUGGCCGCAAGAUCACCCCCCGCCUCCUGGUGGACUGGGCCUCAGGGAUUGCUAGCGGCAUGAACUACCUGCACCUCCACAAGAUCAUUCACAGAGACCUCAAAUCCCCAAAUGUGUUAGUCACCCACAAUGACAUUGUGAAAAUCUCUGACUUUGGGACCUCCAAAGAGCUCAGCGACAAGAGUACCAAGAUGUCCUUUGCAGGGACAGUGGCCUGGAUGGCACCGGAGGUGAUCCGCAACGAACCCGUGUCCGAGAAGGUAGACAUCUGGUCUUUCGGGGUGGUUUUGUGGGAACUGCUGACAGGGGAGAUCCCUUACAAGGACGUGGACUCCUCUGCCAUCAUCUGGGGUGUGGGGAGCAACAGUCUGCACUUGCCCGUGCCGUCUACCUGCCCCGAUGGCUUCAAGAUCCUCAUGAAGCAAACCUGGCAGGGGAAGCCCAGGAACAGGCCCUCGUUUCGGCAGAUACUCCUGCACCUGGACAUCGCUUCUGCGGAUGUCCUCGGAGCCCCUCAGGAGACCUACUUUAAGUCGCAGGCGGAGUGGCGGGAGGAGGUGAAGAAGCACUUUGAGAAGAUCAAGAGUGAGGGCACAUGCAUCCACCGACUGGACGAAGAGCUGAUCCGCCGGCGCAGGGAUGAGCUGAGACACGCACUGGACAUCCGGGAGCACUACGAGCGAAAGCUGGAGAGAGCCAACAAUCUGUACAUGGAGCUGAGUGCCAUCAUGCUGCAGCUGGAGGUCCGCGAGAAGGAGCUUAUGAAGAGGGAGCAGGCAGUGGAGAAAAAGUAUCCUGGGACAUACAAGCGACAUCUGGUGCGGCCCAUCGUGAGACCAAAUGCUGUAGAGAAGCUCAUCAAGAAGAAGGGCAGCAUGUCUCAUAAGCCAGGGGUCCAGACAGCCAGAAGACCAGACCUCCUUCGCUCUGAAGGAAUCCCCAGUGUAGAGCCGCUGCCGUCCCCCUCGCCCCUGUCUGGCAGUCCCAAAGUUUCGACACCCUCAAGCAAAGCCAGGUACCGCAGUAAACCGCGCCACCGGCGGGUCAACAGCAAGGGCAGCCAUAGCGAGAUCGUGGGAGUGCUGAAGAGUGGGGUGGGCGCCGCGGAGGAGGAGCAACCCUUGCAGCAGCAGCAUUAUCAUCACCAUCACAGUGACCAUCAGGCAUACUCACUGCCCCCGGCCGAGGGCCCCCUCCUCCCCCUACAAGGCCGCGAGGUUGCCGUGGCCGAUUGUGCUAACAACCUGCGCUACUUUGGCCCUGCUGCCGCCCUCCGCAGCCCGCACACGGACCACCUGCAGCGCCGUGUCUCUGGCUCUGGACCCGACCUGCUGUCCACUACUGCUGAGGCCGAUUCGCGCCAGUGGGGACCCGGCCCGCUUUGCCCUUGUUGCCAGGCGCACCCCUUCCCUGGUUGCAUGCACUGCCAGGAAACAGGCCCUGUCCCCAGCCACCCCCAGCUGCCUGCCUAUUCACUGCUCAGGACCUGUGAUGGAACUCCACCUGCCUCCCCCCGCAGCCCUGCCCCAUGCAUCGCCUCCGAGGACACACUCCAGGACAGGGGGACGCAACAGGAGCAGGAGUUCCCCUUACACCUGUCCCCCCCUGGGCUGCCCCGCACUCUCCGGCCCCUGAGGAAGGGUGGAGAUGAGUCGUCUGAGGAGGAGGAGGGCGAGGUAGAUAGCGAAGUGGAGUUUCCACGGCGACAGAGACCACACCGCUGCAUGAGCAGCUUCCAGUCCUACUCCACCUUCAGUUCGGAGAACCUGUCUGUGUCGGACGGUGAGGAGGGAAACACCAGUGAGCACUCGCACAGCGGGCCGCUUGAGCGCCUGAGCGCCAGCCAGGAGGAGCAGCUAGACGAGCUGCUAUCGCACACGCCCGACAUCCCCAUCGACAUCUCCACACAGUCCGAUGGCCUGUCCGACAAGGAGUGCGCCGUGCGCCGUGUAAAGACACAGAUCUCCCUGGGAAAACUGUGCGCCGAUGAGCACGGCUAUGAGAACCCGCUGCACUUUGGCGAAUCGGACUGCGACUCUUCCGAGGCGGAGGGCUCCGAUGCUACUGUGCGGAAUAACAAGCCUUGCGGUGGCCCCUCUAGCUGGUGAAACCCCACCCCUAACCCCACCCCUGGAUGAGUGCCGCCCCCUCCCACUCCCCCUCCCAACAUCUAGGAGCCCCCAUCCAAGAACAAACGGCAAUAAUGGGAAACCCGCCACUGCGAUAAGGAUCGCCUUCAACCUACCGUCCCCGUCCCUGGCGACUCCACCCAUCAGCAACCUAAGGCAGGGAUUCCAAUUUGUUAAUACUGUAGCUAGUGUACUAUUCACAGUUUAUUUUUGAGUUGAAUGAGGAAAAAACAAACAACAAACACUGUAAAGACUAUAAAAAACUAAAACCAGACUUUGCAGAGUCAAGCGGGGAGUUUCGUUUGCUGACAACAAAAAUGCGGCACGGGUCAGAUGGGCCAAGGAACGAUGAUCCGAUGGGUCGAGGUUUAGGUGCUGGCCCAGGAUCCUGCUGCUCGAGGGUCCCACCCCCUCCUAGGAGCCAUCUCAGGACUCGGCUCCGCCCGAAGAAGCAGUACGGUGCAAUCAGUGCAUUCCGAUACAGGACCAAAAGAUGGACGCACUCCAGCGAGAGUGCUGUCUUCUCGACCAACAACACAUGGCUCUGUCACUUCAUGAGGUGACCAAGUCUCUUGUCAGGAGGAAGUUGGGUUGGGCAGAGGGGCAUAUAGCUUGAACACCAGCAUGAACAACUCCUUCCCACCCGAACUGCUGCCAGUGGAUCCUUCCAGAACCUUCCAGACUCUUCACCCAGCAUGUCUGCUCGGCCUGAGAUACAAGACUACCUACAAGAGCAUGCGUCAUGUUGUCAGGGAAACGAACAAACCGAUUCAGACCCAGCGUGUAUUAAAAAAAAUGCUCCAUCUCAAUCAGAUAUGCCUGACAAGGCCGGAUCCGAGCAAUGAGUUGUAGUCUUAUUUUCCCUUUGCGUCAUGGUGUUUUGUGCAUCUUUAUUUUGGGUCUGUAUUCAGGGAGCAUGAAGAAAAACCAUACCAGUGUUGAACUUUUCUCCACCCUGCCUUUGUGUCCCUUCUCAUCCAUGUCCUAGACUAGCCCUUCGUGCUAAUAUGGGAAGUGGCACUGUAUCAGAACUCUUUUGCUUCUCCCAUCACAGGGUUGUGGGCCAGGUCCCAGACUCACACCACAUUUGAACACAUUCAUUGCUUUACUGUGUUUAGAAAACAAAAUUUGCUCAGAUGCUGGUGGACUCCAAGAUGCAGUACUUCUUUAAUGCUCUUUAUGAUCUGCAGGGUAUAUCCUGUCUCUACCUUGUUUAUCUGUGAUGUAGGAUCCAUGUGUCCUCUCCUGUUGAACCCAGUUGCUAUGGCAAUGGAGAGGACACAAAGCGACAGCGUAAGUGGACGAUGGGGGUAUCGUGCUGUCCCUUCCCCCCUCGUGUGUGUGUGUGUGUGUGUGUGUGUGUGUGUGUGUGUGUGUGUGUGUGUGUGUGUGUGUGUGUGUGGGUAAGAGAGAGAGCAAUAACAUAGCUCAGGCUUUUUCAGGGGGUGGGGAAGAGGGUCGACUGUCUGCUCAGGACUGUCUAGCAGGCUGGACAGAAGCAUUGGCCAUUUUUACAGGGAGACUCGACUUCACUGCGAGGCAAAAGGUGCCACUUUGCCUUUCGAACGCUCAGGGGUUGAAUGACGGCUGUUGUGUGGCGUCCAAAGUGUCGCUAACUUGUCCGCUAAAGUGGUUUUGCAUCCCUUUGAUUUGGAUUAUUCUUUUAUAUCGGUAACUUCUCAAGUGUCCCACUUGUGCUAAAGGGGUACUGCAUCUCUGCCAUCGCUAUCGUUGUCUUCACAUCACCGCUUGGUUGUUUGAGUAAAAAGUUCAUGGUAUUGCUAGUAUUGUGGACAGUUUGAGAUGGAUGAAAUGGGUAUGUUAGUCCUUUCGGACUAAAGGAAAGGGGUGGAGGCUAUCACUGUGAAGAGCCUCGGGUUAGUAGCAAUAGUGGUGUGGUGGAGUCCAUGCUCUCCCACAUGUUCCCGUUUGGUACCACGGAGACAAGCUUUGGCGUUAAAACAAAUCCUGCAGGUGCUUCACGAACAAGGCCAUAGAAGACAAGCAUGGUUCUGUAAACUUUACAGACUUCCUCUCUCACUCAGUGUUAGGUAGCAGAGACCAACAACCCAACAAGACCCACAAGAGACAAGGGCUACAGACCUGUCCCAUGCCCCGCCUCCUCGCUCAAACCCAGUGCUGAUUGGCUGAUUCCAAUGAGCUCACCUGCAAUGGGCAGGAUCCGAGCGCUGACCUCUGAUAUAACAGUAGGUUCUGUUGGAGGUGAUAUACAGCCCUCUCUUUCUCCAUUUACUGUGUUUACAAGGUAUUGAAUUAUGUAUUUGUUUUGAACCAAUCACUGGAAAAUCAGCACAAGAUGUGUGAUUUAAAGGACAAUGUAUCAGGGGCAGAAAUGCUGUAACAUCCCGUAAAUUACAGUAUGAUUGAUUUAAUGUGUUUGUUUAAUUUAAACUUUAUUAUUUAAUUUUAUUUCUGUUUUGUAGCUGGUCUACACGAUUGUUGAAUUAAUUUAUGGUGUAAAAACCUCUCCUUGUUAUCAGUAGAUGAGAAUGUCCUGCUGAUGUCAGGCAGCUCUGACGCAGCCCUGCAUCCCAUCCAUGUUUGCGAAUGAAGAAAACAAUUCAGACUCUCAGUGGAUGAAAGAAUUUGUCUCAAGUAAGGCUGAAAGGAGCUGUUGGCAUGUGCUCUGUGACCCUGGGCUGCAUGAACGUCCAUCUCAGAAUCCCGUCUCAGAGUGACCCUUCCGUCAGACAUGGUCCUCGGCUGUUGCGAAUGGAUGGGCAGACACGAAUGGCACAGACCCCCCCCCAGUCCACUUAGAUGGCCUUCUGCUCCAGUAAUUUUGUUUUUAUUCACACAGCCUCGCUUGUCGGGUUGUACUGGCCUCUUAGCAGACGGCCGUUAUGGGUCUUGCAGGAGCGCAGCUGUGGUUUAGGCGUACACACCUGGUGCUCGUCUGUCCCUAAAACCCCUCGACUACUACUUGCUUUGUAUACAGAGACACUGAAAUGUUUUACCCUUAGCUAAGGUGCUUAAACUUGAAAUGCUUCAGGUACUGUAACACUGUAAAUAGACUGAUCGGUAUGACUCAGUUAAUGUUGAACUGCGUGACUUUGUGCAGAAGCCGUUAGCCCAGUACUUCAGCACCACGCUUGUGUCCUCCAUGUGGUGUGUGAAUCAGGACCAGGCUGAUGUGUUGAUGAGGAGGCAAAGGACAUGAAGCUGGCAUCCCGCCAGGCCUCCAGUUGUACUAGGAGGCUUCCCUUCUUUCAGCUCCCUCUCUGGGCCAGAACAAGGUUCCAAACAUGUUUUGGACACGCUUCGUCACAUGUGCCAACAGCUGCUUUCACCACCACUGAGGUUCCCAUGAAGAGAUUUGUCUUCAAUGGAACUGUCUCAGAGACGUAGAUGAUUCUUUCAGAAAGGUAGACCUGCCCACCCCCCCCACUCAGCGUAUUCCUCCUCUUCAUCCUGAACGCCUUCCUGACCUACCAUUCCCGACAAAGUCCUGUAGUGGCCAGUGUACAGUGUAGCAGGAAACCAGGAGGAAUAAAAUCAAAGCAAAC
Scleropages formosus (Asian bonytongue) is the source of this 6884-nucleotide messenger RNA. RefSeq names its product mitogen-activated protein kinase kinase kinase 13 (gene map3k13). The transcript is spliced from 14 exons. Gene Ontology annotation, molecular function: MAP kinase kinase kinase activity; ATP binding. NCBI's taxonomy places the organism in Eukaryota, Metazoa, Chordata, Actinopteri, Osteoglossiformes, Osteoglossidae. Gene Ontology annotation, biological process: JNK cascade; protein autophosphorylation. Gene Ontology annotation, cellular component: cytoplasm. The record is from RefSeq and is a predicted model, not a curated record. The coding region runs from base 415 to 3336 and encodes 973 amino acids.